UCAGCUCUGUUGAAUGUAUUUGUGUCUGAACAACUGAAUCUGACAGAACACGAUGAUCAACAUCAGCGACGGAGGAGAUCAAAGCCUGCGACACGAUGAGCAGUUUGUCACAUGUUGGUUCUCUGAGAUCUAAACUUGAGGAAACUCUUGUGUCAUAUCAUCACCUGAACGCAACUGAGUGGAACGUUGCAAAGAAAUCAAAGGAUGUGACCGUUUGGAGGAAACGUUCGGAGGAAUUUGGUGGAUUUCUGUAUAAAGCAGAGGGAAGAGUUGCAGAGAAUCCCCAGAGGAUUGUGGAGUAUAUCCGGCCCGGGCCGUGCAGAUUAAACUGGGACAGUCUAAUGACUUCAAUGGAGAUUGUAGAAACACUUGACGAGGGCUGUUGCGUUGUGAAAUACACAACAGCAGGACAACUGUGGGAUAUCAUUUCUCCUCGAGAGUUUGUGGAUUUUUCGUACACUACAGACUAUGAGAAUGGUCUGCUAUCCUGCGGUGUGAGCGUUGACCAUGAUGAACACAAACAGGGUUUCGUACGAGGGUUUAAUCACCCGUGUGGUUGGUUCUGCAUUCCAGAGGAGAAUUCUACACACAGUUUACUAACUGGCUACAUCCAAACUGACCUGCGGGGAAUGUUACCGCAGUCUGCGGUGGACACAGCGAUGGCCAGCGGUCUGGUCAAUUUUUACAGUGACCUCAGACAGGCUCUACAUGUUUAGCGUAGUCUCCAUUACGUGCAGAUUGUAAUAAUGAAAGAAUUAUGCAGAGACCAAGCAAUGCUUUGGUUUUUAUUUAUUAACUGAUAGUACAUAUGUAAAUUAAAAAGUUCACGGUUGAAUAUUUCCUGUGUCAUCUGACUUUCAGUCAGUUUCAUUUCUGUGCAAUGAUUAAUAAAUGAACCCUAAAACUUCA
Messenger RNA from Paramisgurnus dabryanus, 909 nucleotides. It is a transcript of the gene stard4, whose product is annotated as StAR related lipid transfer domain containing 4. Gene Ontology annotation, cellular component: endoplasmic reticulum; cytosol. Gene Ontology annotation, molecular function: cholesterol binding; cholesterol transfer activity. NCBI's taxonomy places the organism in Eukaryota, Metazoa, Chordata, Actinopteri, Cypriniformes, Cobitidae. The record is from RefSeq and is a predicted model, not a curated record. Gene Ontology annotation, biological process: cholesterol import; cholesterol transport involved in cholesterol storage; intracellular cholesterol transport.